Molecule: messenger RNA, 2605 nt
Organism: Choloepus didactylus (southern two-toed sloth)
Lineage: Eukaryota; Metazoa; Chordata; Mammalia; Pilosa; Megalonychidae
Gene: MRPL55
Product: mitochondrial ribosomal protein L55
Exons: 4
Coding region: 270-647 (125 amino acids)
Biological process (GO): translation
Cellular component (GO): mitochondrial large ribosomal subunit
Molecular function (GO): structural constituent of ribosome
Source: RefSeq, a predicted model, not a curated record
ACGGCCCCGCCCCAAAUGACGUCAGCGACGCGACGCCCGCGGGCGACGUCACGGCCGUCGCCGCUGGAGGACCUGUCACUACCCUUUCGUGGCUCUUUGGCUUAGUUCCUGCCCCGCCUUGGCCUGGUUCCCACGUGGCCCGCGGGGGUCGGGACUGCUGUCUCUCGAGGUCCCGCCCGGGACGACAGGCUGUUCCCUUGCCCGGGAGGUCACACACCCAAGGCCGGAGCUGGACUGCCUCCUGGUGCUACAGGGGCUCUAAAGGAAGGAUGGCAGCACUGGGCAGCCUGUCUGGUCUGCUGAGGCAGAGUGUUUUGAGGAACGCGGCCCCCGCAUGCCGCCACCUGCACACGUCCUCCUGGAAGGCCGACUGUAACAGAGCCGUACUCACACGGGUGCACCGGCAGGUCUACGCGCGCCUCUAUCCCGUGCUCCUGGUCAAGCAGGACGGCUCGACCAUCCACAUCCGCUACAGGGAGCCGCGGCGGCUGCUGGCGCUGCCCACGGACCUUGAUGCCCUGUCCCCUGAAGAGAGGAAGGCUCGAUUGCGGAAACGUGAGGCUAGGUUCCGAGAAACGAAGACGGAACCAGAGCUCAAGGACGACUUUGAUGUAGAGCAGUACAAGCGAUUUUGGAGCAAAAAGUAACUGCACCUUCGAACUGUCCCAGGAAGGGAGUUGUGAAGUGAAGAUGAGGGGGAGGGUGUUCUCCCGCAGCAGUGUCUGAUUUUAAAAUUACAAGUUAAAAGCCCCUUUGGUGUUGUCUCGUCCUGUUCUCUCUUGCUUUCAUGCUGACUGAGGUGCAUGCCGUUUCUGAAAAUCACCCUUUCUGAAAAGUACCAUGUUAGGCCCCAUCUGGCACUGCCCCUGGAACCUGCGGUCUAACACCAGCAGUGGGAAGGCACAGAGCCCCAACGAGGGCUCCUGGUGACCCAGAGCCAUCCUGGAGAGUGUUGCACUAGUUGACCUGCUGUCAUGCAAAUGAGGCCCAAAGUGGGCAACAGCCGGCCUGGGGCCACCCCAGAAAUCAGAGUAGAUGCAGGACUCAUAUGGGUCUGGUACUCUUCCUGCUUCAGAGCAUCCUGCCAGGCUCCUGGCCAUACCCCUCCCACCCCAAAUCGGGCCUCCACACCCCCAGGAGCAUCAGGGUUUUGCCACUUCCCUGACAGAGCAGAGUGGCCAGGAGUGGGUGGCAAGAGUGGGAUGUUCUGGAACCCAGGGACAGGCUCAUGAUGGUUGGCCCUCAUCUGGAGCUGCCCCUGUGCCUCCCUGCAGCACCUCAGCUCCCCCAGGGGCUCCGCCUGGGCAGGGAAGGCCUUGCCACCCUUGCUCGCCGUGCCCACCAGGACCAUUCGUCCCACUCAGCCCACUUGGCUGGUUCUUCCUCCCCUCUGCCUCUGUUCUGGGCUGCUUUCCUGCCACCCCCACCGGGCAGGCAAGCCCUCAGUCCUCCUUGGAAUGCCCCCAGCCCCCACUGCCCUCACUGCAUCUGUCCCAUCACUGCCCUGCCUGCCGAGAGCUACCACUCCAGCGACUUCCUUUUCCUGCGUCGGCAGUGUCCCUUUUCUCCAGGACCAUUCCUGUCAGAAAGCCUCCCUGCACGAACCCCCACUUGUCUCCUAACUGCUACCCGAUGCUCUCUUCACCUCCACAGCCAAACUCCCCAAAGAGUUGUCUACUACACCCAUGGCCCCCACUUGCUUUCCUCACUCUCUCUUAAACUCAGCUCCUUUUGGACUUCCAACCCCACCUCACCACCCUGUUCUUGUGAAGGUCAGCCAGGGCCCUCCACACAGCCCAAUGCGUAGUCAGUGCCAGCGCUGACCGUCCUCUGCUCCGGGCCCUCCAGACACUACACUCACCCCAGUCACCUUGCCCAGUAUCCCAGUGCCGUCUGUGCCAGCAGCUCCUCAGAGGGUACUUCCAGCCAGAACCCUGCCCUGGCCAGACUGUGGCUGGCCUCCCCAGCACCUUGUCCCAGGUGGUCAUGGGCACUUUGGGUACACCAUGUUUAAAACCAGCCCGAUGAACCCCCACAAGCCCGCUCCUUCUGCUGAGUUCCCCAUCUUCGGACCCAGCUGCCCCAUCCUUGCUGCCGCUCCAGCCAAACGCCUGGGUGGCAUCCUCGACUCCUGUCCCCCAGCCAUAUACUAAGAAGCCAAGCUGAUGGUCACACCCAGCAUCAAGUCCAUGACCAAAUAUUGCAGCUCUGCCUUCAGAACACACCCUAAAUCCCAGCAAGCUGCCGCAGCAGCCUCCCACCUGGGCCCCCUGCUUCCACCCAGUGCUUUCCGUAGACUGUCCACACCUGCCAGCUGUCAGCCUGUGUCCCUCUGUUCCGUCCUCCUCAGAGGGGAGGCAGAAGUCCCCGCUGUGACCCUUAUGUCCUGCAUGAUCGCCCUGCAACCCUAGCCUCUGAGUGUGACGCUCUUCCCGCGACACGCCUGUCCUCCCGCCUGAACAAGGAGAGGGUGGGGGGCGCUGUGCCAGUUUGAAUAUAUUGUGUCCCCCAAACGCCAUUAUCUUUGAUGUAACCUUGUGUGGGCAGAUGUAUCAGUGUUGAUUAGAUUGUAAUUCUUUGAGUGUUUCCAUGGAGAUGUGCCCCA